Molecule: messenger RNA, 1044 nt
Organism: Athalia rosae (coleseed sawfly)
Lineage: Eukaryota; Metazoa; Arthropoda; Insecta; Hymenoptera; Athaliidae
Gene: HemK2
Product: methyltransferase N6AMT1
Exons: 1
Coding region: 1-639 (212 amino acids)
Biological process (GO): methylation
Cellular component (GO): eRF1 methyltransferase complex
Molecular function (GO): nucleic acid binding; S-adenosylmethionine-dependent methyltransferase activity; protein methyltransferase activity
Source: RefSeq, a predicted model, not a curated record
AUGGAAACUCCUAUAGUGAAUUUAACAAAGAAGGAUCUGGAAACAGUGUAUGAACCAUCUGAAGAUUCGUUCCUACUGAUUGAUGCCUUAGAAUUAGAUUUAGAGAAUCUAAAAUCUAAAAAGCCUGGGCUUUGUUUAGAAAUCGGCAGUGGAUCUGGUGUAGUUAUUACAGCGUUGGCAAAGGCUUUGGGUCACUUUUUUGCAUCCUUUUUCAUGGCUAUUGACAUAAAUCCGAAUGCUUGCAAGAUUACAAAACGAAUUGGCAGAGAUAACUUUGUAGAUAUAAAUGUUGUACAGAUGGAUUUGGUGAACUUGUUAAACAAGACUAAUAUAUUUGAUAUUGUGAUAUUUAAUCCACCGUACGUGGUCACAGAGUCUUUAGAAGUUCUUGAUGAAAGAUUGAUAUCAAAAACUUGGGCAGGGGGGCAUGAUGGUAGAGAAGUUAUGGAUAGACUGUUUGCUCAUAUUCCCAAUAUGUUAUCGCCGAAUGGAAUUUUCUAUUUGGUAACAAUCAAGGAGAAUAAUCCAACUUCAAUUAUAAAUAUGUUCAAUCAUUGGAAUAUGAAAGGAGAAAUAAUUAGUGAGAGAAAAGUUAGAGGAGAACAUUUACAUAUUUUAAGGUUCACAAGAAUCAAUUAGAUGUAAAUAGCACUUGCCUGUUUACAAUGUAGAAAACUAUUUAUUAAUCAAAAACAUUCGUCGAAUAAUCGCUCAAAAAACACAAGUCGUUAUCUUUUCGUUUUAUUUCAGGUCAUGUAUGUUAAUUGUUGUCAUAAAUCCUCAUUAGAGGUACUUAUGGUUUUUGAGGGAUAAACAUAUAUGUAUAUUAAAUUGCUGAAAUGUUGGGUAAUCUACGUAUGUACAAAUAAUAAUAAUAACCGUAACUAUACCUAAAACUAAUAGUCAUAAUGAUUUCCAAACUGACGGUGUCAACAAAAGCAAUAUCAGUCAUGUUGGAUAAAUUUUUUGUUAUUACAAUACGUUGUCAAAAAUAUCAUGUUCGGUAAUGAAAAUGAAAUAAAACUGGGAAACUAAUUACAGAAA